This is a messenger RNA of Ilex paraguariensis (yerba mate), 515 nucleotides long. The record is from the annotation of a GenBank genome assembly. Lineage: Eukaryota; Viridiplantae; Streptophyta; Magnoliopsida; Aquifoliales; Aquifoliaceae.
GCUAGUAGAUGUUUGGUGCUGGAUCUUGUAAGGGGACAGAUGUUAGUGCCAGUAGAUGUUUGGUGCUUGUUGUGUUGGUAUUGGAUCUAUUGAUAAUCAUGCAGGGGUGGUAGAAGUGUAGUUGGAUUUGGAGGUGAAGGAGGUGGCAUUUUGUCAUAACUCAUAAGUGGUGAUAAGGUGGCACUUGGCUGUGGUAGUGUAGCUGCAACGACGGAUCUGGUGGAAUGACCAAGGAUGCUGUUCAUGAGCCAUUGAUCACAUCAAAAUCUUCGGCGAAAAGUCAGCAAAACUCGUUUAAAGAUGGCUGGAAGCCUGACAUCACUUCUAUUUUGCAGCUUGUGAAGCUGCUCGAGUUGAGGGAGGUUAAUCAUAUUGAGUUUUGCAAGAUCAAAUGCGUGCUUGAUGAAAUAUUGCGGAUGCAUAAGAACCCUGAGCUUAGUGAAAUCCUGAAAUUAUUGAUGGAUCCUACUUGGGUGGCAACUGGUUUGAAAGUUGAUUUUGAGACAUUGCCUUAG